AGGAAGCAUGUAUUCGAUAUUGCUCCGUUUCGGGAGCAGUCAAGCUGCGAGUCACUUUCUUCAUCUUAUCUAUCAAUAUAUCGGACGUAACCAAUAUAUAAGUUGAUUAUAGUCAAUCGUUACGCGAAUUGUAAGUGAUAUGAGUCAAUCAUAGUCAGACCGUAUCGAAUGCCAGUGAUACGGGUGCUUCAGACAUUAUAUCGCGAGCACGUCGAUCAUAAUGAGACAUUAUUUGUGAUAAGUGAUAUUAUAUAGACAAACUAUAGCUAGAAACUGCUUAUCUCUUCUCUCACUGUUAAACAAAAUUAUUACGAGAUAUAUAGUGUAACGCGCAGAGUAACACUGAUCUAUUAUAAAUAAUAUCUAUUAUAUAUACAUGAGACGAUGGUGUAAAAGUAAUACUAUAAUGGAUCGAUGGAACAUCGUUUCCUAUUAUUAAACAGAUAAGCGGGAUCGUUUAAAUUGUUUAAAAUAAUCGACGCUUUACUAGGCGCGAUUUUACGAAACACCGCGUGAACAUCGCGAACAGGUUUUUUUUUUCUAUUUUAGCGGUGCGAUAUGUUCCGCAAACCACCGUGGGAAAUUGAGAAUCGCCACCGAAAACGCGAAAAGCAAGAGUAAGGAGCGAUCGUUGUUAAGCUAAAUGGUAAAACAGCGUACUAGGUGGAUGGCGAUAGCGAUGAUCGUAGUACAACGACGAUAGAAAGACGUUAGAACGUUACCGCUUGCGGCUGCAGCUGCGGCGUCAUUGGUCGCUGCACCUGCAGCUGCGGUGGUGGCGGUGGCGACGAUUUAAUCAGAGGGCGAAACGAUGCAGAACACCGGUGACUAUUAUCAAAGAGCGCCGAGAUGUUGUCCGGGUAGAAGUGGCAACAGCAACAACAACAAUAAUAGCGCGGGCGGAUCGGUGCGAGGCACGGAGCUGCUCUGCUGCUGCUGCAGCUGCAACACCGUUACCUCCACGAAGACUCCGGGACUGCUAGCGAGUCUUGGCGUAUGUGUGCUCGUCCUCGGCUACACCCUACUCGGCGCGUUCGCCUUUAUGGCCCUCGAGGGAGGCCUUAAAUCAGAUUCGGUUACCGAGAUUCCAUCCUCAAAAUGGGACGGGGCUUCCUACGUGCUGCCUAAUCUGGAGAACGACUCCGUUGCCACAGAAUUGAGAGCACGCAUGGUCGAAAAACUGUGGAGCAUCACCGAGGAUCUUAACGUGCUCUACAAAGAAAAUUGGACUCGCCUAGCCGCCCGAGAAAUCCUCGACUUCCAGGAGAAUCUGGCCCGCGGCCUCAGACGCACUUCUUACGAGCAGGUGCCUCCUCGGUCUCGAGAGCAUCAAGCGGAUAGGCGGUUACACAGUCGACGAUGGACCUUCAGCAGUAGCUUGCUGUAUUCUCUGACGUUGAUUACGACCAUAGGGUAUGGUAGUGUAGCACCACGCACAGUCUGGGGCCGGUUGAUUACUAUUGUCUACGCUUUAGCGGGAAUUCCGCUAAUGCUGGUCUAUCUGAGUACAGUAGGCGACGUGCUCGCCCGAAGCUUCCGUCGUCUCUAUGGACGCAUAUGUCGGCAGCCGCAUAACUGCACGCGAAAGCAGCAACCACCGCCGCCGCCCCCAGUCGGCGGCAUAAUGACCAAAGCGUAUCGCUAUGACAAUCAUGUGGAGACCAAGGGAGGUGGCAAUUACUAUUCGGCAAGCAGGGAAAGCUCCUGCGACGAUUUGGGUAUUCGCGGCACUGGGAAUGCGAUUCUGCUCGACUGCGGUAGCGAAGGUCUUUUACACGCUACCACCAGUUCGACAGCCGCACUUCAGGAUGUAACAACGGGUAACGGCAAGCGACACUUUCAUCCGUGUUCGCUGUCCUUAUCAUCAUCCUCAUCGCCGGCGUACAUGCUAGAGACCAAUCCCGUCAGGAUACCGAUCAGCUUGUGCCUGACGAUAAUGCUAGUGUAUAUAUGCGGAGGCGCGAUCAUGUUCAAUCGUUUGGAGGGCUGGAGCUUGUUGGAGGGCGGGUACUUCUGCUUCACCAGCCUCGGCACGAUCGGCUUUGGAGACCUGAUGCCGGUAGGACGUAACGCGCCCUCGACUACCCUGGAGGAGUUCAGCCUGUGUGCCUGCGCGCUCUACAUCCUCGCCGGGAUGGGCCUGAUCGCUAUGUGCUUCAACCUCGUCCAGGAGGAGGUGGUACGCGUGGUCAGGGUCUUCGGUAGAACCUGCGGCAUGUCGUCGGGCGUGGUGGUCGGACCGAUCGGUGGUACAGCAGGCGCCACUUCCGGUCUCAAGGCCGAUCUCGAUGAUGGAGGCGGCACCAGCGAUUCGCGAUUGUCCGAACAAGAAGAGGAGGCGAUCGCCAUGUCAAUGGUGCCGGCCGGUUCCUGACAGCAUCAGGCCAGGAGCCCCGGCGACGGCAAGCUCCUGGCCCAUCCCUCGAACACUGCCAUAAAGUUGUCGCCGGGCCAUCAUUCGCUGUCACGCAAGAAGACGUUGCCGCUGGAUGCUACUGGCAGGACAGCGAGCAACUCGUCGUCUUCGAGUGCCAGCGUUCAACAGUUCCAGCGGGGCCAGCCGUUAAGAAGAAGCUGUUUGUCGCCGACGCAGCAUCAUCAUGUUCAUCAACAGCAACAACCGCAACAACAGUUGACACAUCAUUAUCCACACCGGCAGCAGGACAGUUCUUUGCUCUUUGAAUACUUUGUGCCGCGUAGCGUCAGCGAGUUCAAUCUCGCAGAUGCCGUAACGGACAUGGCGGUACCGCUACCACCUUCCGCGUCGGUUCUUAGGCCUUCCACGACGAUCACGCCAUCGAUUGUCACCGCAGUGAUCACCACCGCCAACCAGAUGCGAUUGUUGGAUAGUGGUAGUAGUGGUGGUUGUAACAUCGCCACUAAAAGCCGCGAGAAAAUGGUUACAUUUGAAGAUGAGGGGAUCAGUUGCGGUGUUACCUCGACACCGACUAGGAAGAACCUGCCCACCCUAGAUAAUGCUUUUAUGUGACCUGUGCCGCAAAUUUCACAGAUGCUAAAGCGCUUGCUGCUGUGGAUAGGCGGGAACCAUUAGGAUUUCCACACCUCGAAUCUGAAGCGACGCGGACAAUGGCAAAUCAUCGAAAUGUCGAUCGAUAUACUCUCAUUCGGAUAAAAAAGUUAAAUAGAUACGAAAAUUAUUUUUAUGAAAAAUUAACGAAUACGUGAUUGGGCGAUAAACGAUUGAGAAAUAUCGACAACGAGUUAAUCCGGUGAUUAUCGAGAAUCUUCUGAGCGUAUUCCGAAUGCAUAAUUGAAAAACAUUAGGUCAGAUAUUAAGAAUUAAGAACAGAAUCAUAUCCAAUUAUGUCGUGGAACAUAAAAUGCUAAAUAAAA
Messenger RNA from Cyphomyrmex costatus, 3354 nucleotides. RefSeq lists its product as uncharacterized. The record is from RefSeq and is a predicted model, not a curated record. Gene Ontology annotation, cellular component: plasma membrane. Gene Ontology annotation, biological process: stabilization of membrane potential; potassium ion transmembrane transport. The transcript has 6 exons. Gene Ontology annotation, molecular function: potassium ion leak channel activity; outward rectifier potassium channel activity. NCBI's taxonomy places the organism in Eukaryota, Metazoa, Arthropoda, Insecta, Hymenoptera, Formicidae. Bases 812 to 2374 code for a protein of 520 amino acids.